AUGUGUUCAGAGCUCGAGUGCGGAGUUUGUUACCUGACGUUCAACGCGGGCCGGCGGUGUCCGCGGGAGCUCCACUGUAAACACAGCUUCUGCGAGAGCUGCCUGCUGGCGCUGGCCCGGCCCGGCGGCGCGGGGGAGGGCCGGUCCAUCGUGUGCCCGUUGUGCCGACGGACCACCUCCAUCUCCGGCGAGAGGCGGAUGAGAGCCGAGCUGAGGGUGGACGAGGGCGUCCUGCAGCGGCUGCUGGCCGCCGGCGUCCUCGAGCGGGAGGAUGGGGAGGAGGUGGACCGGGAGGCGGAGGAGGAGGACGCUCGGACCCGGUGCCGGUGUGAGGAAGAGGAGCACGCGGCGCCGGGCGAAGCUUCGGACGAGGAGGGCGUCGCUCCCGCGGCCAUCAGCGGCGGAGCGCUCCGGAGGUCUCUGAGGAAAGUUUGGAAGAAGAUCAGCGGAAACGGCGCACGGCCGCGCGGAGAAAACUGCAUGACCGACGCCGACCUGAGGAGCAUGGCCAUGAUGGCCUGCUACAUGUUCUGAGCGUCGACGUCCGCAGACGCUGGUCCAGCGUUUUCAAGUUUUCCCUCGGCUGAUGAUGAUGAUGAUGAUGAUGAUGAUGAUGAAGCCCAACCGACGUGUCGCAGAUAUUCUAACAUUCACCUGUUCUUGUUCUGUAUCUGAUCAACACGUAGCUGUCACUCAUGAAACAAAGGUGCUGAAGAGGCUCAUCUCAGAGCUGUGUUAAUGCAAAUGUAUGCGCUUAUUUAUUCUUCAUAAAGUUAUUUCGACUGUAUAUUUAUUUGAUACCUGUUACAUAUUUAAAGAAAAAUAAAUAUGUUCUGUUCUUAAUGAA
Betta splendens (Siamese fighting fish) is the source of this 847-nucleotide messenger RNA. Its product is annotated as E3 ubiquitin-protein ligase-like. The transcript is spliced from 2 exons. Gene Ontology annotation, molecular function: ubiquitin protein ligase activity. NCBI's taxonomy places the organism in Eukaryota, Metazoa, Chordata, Actinopteri, Anabantiformes, Osphronemidae. Bases 1 to 534 code for a protein of 177 amino acids. The record is from RefSeq and is a predicted model, not a curated record. Gene Ontology annotation, biological process: protein ubiquitination.